Molecule: messenger RNA, 1253 nt
Organism: Ailuropoda melanoleuca (giant panda)
Lineage: Eukaryota; Metazoa; Chordata; Mammalia; Carnivora; Ursidae
Gene: THYN1
Product: thymocyte nuclear protein 1
Exons: 5
Coding region: 174-959 (261 amino acids)
Cellular component (GO): nucleus
Source: RefSeq, a predicted model, not a curated record
AGUGCCGUGUGUUACUUUAGAGCGGGGUGGACUCAGUGCCCGCCUUCUGGUGCCAGGGUGGGGUUCUGUCUGCGGAGUCGUGGGAUCAGUGGCUCGGAAGAGUGGUGACUUAAUGAGAGAAGGAUCAGGGAGAGAACCGAGGAGACUUUAGCGGCAGCUCCCGCAGGAAAACCAUGCCGAAACCCCGGAAGAGGCUCGCCGGGGCUGCUGGGCCUGCUGGGCCAGACAAUAAGGGACCAGCAGGAAAACGUACCAAGACUAAGAACCCUGCUGGGGCAUCAGCUACAAUGGGUAACUCCAGCCCGGAGAAGACUUCAGCCUCUAUAGACAGUGGGAAGAAUCUAAGUAAUUACUGGCUGAUGAAGUCUGAGCCAGAAAGCCGACUAGAGAAAGGUGUAGAUGUGAAGUUCAGCAUUGAGGAUCUUAAAGCACAGCCCAAGCAGACAGCAUGCUGGGAUGGUGUUCGCAACUACCAGGCCCGGAACUUCCUUCGAGCCAUGAAGCUGGAGCAAGAAGCCUUCUUCUACCAUAGCAACUGCAAAGAGCCAGGCAUUGCAGGACUUGUGAAGGUUAGUUGUACAAGCAUUGGUCUUAAUCCCUCUCCCUUCAGGGAGACUUACUCAUAUAGAUAUAAAGGAACACAGCUUAGAUCAGUAACAAAAAAAGAAGUACUCUCUUCCCCUUCCCUGAUGUCACAAGAAUAUGGAAAAACCACCCUGGCCCCUUCCAAUACAGCAAGGACUAUAACAUGGCAGGCCUCAUUUCAGGUCCCCCUGGUACAGACUUCAUUUCUGUGCCUUGGUCUUUCACUCAAAAACAGACCUGAUGAUAGCUCUUCCAAACCAGGAGUUAUUAAGAUAAGAUUAUUAACUGCAGGUGGAAAAACAGUGGUACCAAUAAUAAACUUUAAUACUUGGUUUUUAAACCUACUUUUAAGAUUUCUGUCAAAACAGGUUUGAUUUCCUAGGUUUGCUCUAGAUUGUGUUAUUUCCAGAUUUAGUGGCCCUACAGCACGGCAGAAGACCUGAGUAUGUGCAGGGUCAGAAGUGAAAGUUGGACUUGAAUUAAAAAUUGGCCAUGGAGCUGACUGUACAGGCAAAUGAUCUGAGACUUGGUUUUGGUUUCAGAUUGUGAAGGAGGCUUACCCAGACCACACACAGUUUGAGAAAAACAAUCCCCAUUAUGACCCAUCCAGCAAAGAAGACAACCCCAAAUGGUCCAUGGUAAAGACUACUAUUUUUCCUAUUUCAUGA